This is a messenger RNA of Anthostomella pinea, 378 nucleotides long. The record is from the annotation of a GenBank genome assembly. Lineage: Eukaryota; Fungi; Ascomycota; Sordariomycetes; Xylariales; Xylariaceae.
AUGGAAUACAGGAGGAAACAGCCCGAGAACCUGCCGCUGCUGCAGCGCUUCGGCCGCUGGCUCUCCCUCAAGCAGUACCAGAUCGAGGUCACAUUCGGUGUAUACAUGUUUACGCCGACUGAGAAAUUCAUCUUUUGGUCUGUAGUGUUCCUCCUCUUCUCCCUGACCACCAUCGCCGUCAUCCUCUACCUCCCGCAACACCUGCUCUUCAUCCUUAACCGUGGCUGGUUCUACGUCAGCGGAGGCGACGAGGGCAGCGCAACCGACAUCGCCGCUGUCAGCAAAGACGUCCUGUCCCUGUCGCUCUCAUCCGAAGCCAUGACGACGACACCCACCGCCGUCGCGGGCGCUGCCGGUUCAUUGAUUCCGGAGUUAUAG